GAGGCCCAUUAAAUUCCCUAUGGUUGAGGAACUAACCUCUGCGACGGCGUGUUCGUGUUUUACCUCAAAAAUCAAUCAAACCUUAGUAGUCCACGCAACGCAACAAAAACUCCAAAAUCUGCAAAUUCCUUCAAUCAAAUUGUGAUCCUAGGAAACGGUUUCGAUAUGUGUCUUGUAAAUAUGCAAAUAAUAACCCGAUGGCGAAACAUUUUGUCGAUCAACAAUCACAUUAUUCCGUCCAUUUCGCAUUUUUCUGCUUUUCAUUCCACUCCUUGUUCAUGUCACAAAUGGAAUACUAACCCAGAUACCAAAAAAGGACAACAACCAUCUAAGAAUCAAAUCAAAUUCGUUACCCGUCAAAAGCGUGCUGAUGCAAAGAAAGCUCUCAAAAGUCUCCUUUACAAUGGUGGAGCCUCGAGAUUUUCAUUUGCGGACAAAGAAACCAAAUGGAAACUUGAUGGAAACUCUGAUGGUCGUUCAAAUAGCUCUUCCAAUAAAGGUCAACCAAAACCUGAUCGGCGGUUUGGUGGAAAACCACCGAAGAAAACUAAAAAAAAAAUCAAAAGAGAAAGUUUUUAUGAGGACACUGAUGACGAACCUGAAGAAGUAUUUCAUGCAACAUUUGGUAACAAACACUAUACAUGGUCCUUCAAGAAGGGAACUUUUUCUGAGCAUUCCACAUAUGGGUUUGAAUGGAGGGAACAUACAAAUAGGACAAACACAAACAAGUGGAAAACCGCAAGUGAUGAUGAGUCUGAUGAUAAUGAUGAAGACUAUGCUUCAUGCCGUGUAGGAUCAAUUUCUGAUAGAACUAUUCUUGGUUUGCCUCCAACAGGUCCAUUAAAGAUAGAAGAUGUUAAAAUUGCUUACCGGUCAUCAGCUUUGAAAUGGCAUCCUGAUAAGCAUCAAGGCCCUUCACAGGCAAUGGCUGAAGAAAAAUUUAAACUAUGUGCAAAUGCAUACAAGACAUUAUGUAAUGCUCUCUCCCCAGCAUAGAAGGCAACAUGGCUUCUCAAAGCUUCCUUAAUUUCACAGUCACUGCUGGUCACCGGUGUAGUUGCAUGUAGGAUCAAAUUUAAUUGGUUGUACUUUAUUCACAAUAAAGUUAAAAAAUUUGCAUCUAUUUAUGUAACUUUAAAAGUGCUCAUUCUAACCAGAAGAGUAGUAAUGGGAUCCGGAUUCCGCGCAGUCGAAUUUUCCGUGCAAUCAUGCAGUCGGUCACUUUAUGGUCGUCCGAUCUUGAUCGGACGAUCAUGAUUUAACAACUGUAUUUUUUGACUGUAUUUAUUUAAACCGUCUGAUCGUGAUCGGACGAC
Trifolium pratense (red clover) is the source of this 1316-nucleotide messenger RNA. RefSeq lists its product as uncharacterized. The transcript is spliced from 7 exons. Bases 166 to 996 code for a protein of 276 amino acids. The record is from RefSeq and is a predicted model, not a curated record. NCBI's taxonomy places the organism in Eukaryota, Viridiplantae, Streptophyta, Magnoliopsida, Fabales, Fabaceae.